This is a messenger RNA of Mycena indigotica, 767 nucleotides long. RefSeq names its product CFEM domain-containing protein. Lineage: Eukaryota; Fungi; Basidiomycota; Agaricomycetes; Agaricales; Mycenaceae. The transcript is spliced from 2 exons. The coding region runs from base 112 to 708 and encodes 198 amino acids. The record is from RefSeq and is a predicted model, not a curated record.
GAGACGAUCUUCUUUGCUCCGCACCACCACGACCCUUUCUUCCCCGCCUCCUCCUCGACUCGCCGUGCGUUGGCCUUGCUCUCGUCCUAUACCCGCGCUGACUCCUCACAGAUGCUUCCCCUCUCGCUCCUCCUCUCGCUCUCCCUGUCGCUCCCCCUGGUCCUUGCCCAGAGCUCCAGCCCCAGCCCGCGGCGGUCGUCCUCUCCGCCAGCCAGCAGCAGCACCCCGAUCGGGACUCCGUCCAACUCGGCCAACCUGCCCAACCUGAGCGACGUGCCCUCCUGCGUGAACACCUGCCUCGCGCUCGCCGCCGCCGCCGACGGCUGCCAGAGCUUCGUCGCCGUCGACUGCUUCUGUCCAAACCCGGCGAAGUACACCGCGGCGAUCCUGGAGUGCAUGCAGCAGUGCCCCGACGAGAUCGCCACCGCGGAGCGCGUCGCGCAGAGCCUGUGCGCCGCCGCCGCGUCCGCGACCUCGCUGUCCUUCCCGUCGUUCUCGCCGUCCCGCUCGCUGUCCGCGUCGUCCCGCUCGGGCGCCCCGCCGUCGUCGUCGGCAACGAGCGCCGCGCCGAGCACGAGUCCGAGUGCGAGUACCCGGCCGAGCGGGGCUGCGGGUGGUGGAGGGGCGGGGAUGGUGUUGAUGACGGCGCUGGCGGUGGUGGGCGUGGUACUGGGUGCCGGGGCGGGGCUCGUUGGGGGUUUGCUAUAGUGACGGCCGUGGGUCGGGCGGUGUCGAAGGAUGUCAGUGAUAUAGGCGGGCGUUGCUAG